Molecule: messenger RNA, 1371 nt
Organism: Lobosporangium transversale
Lineage: Eukaryota; Fungi; Mortierellomycota; Mortierellomycetes; Mortierellales; Mortierellaceae
Exons: 1
Coding region: 170-1339 (389 amino acids)
Source: RefSeq, a predicted model, not a curated record
CAUUACUAUGUUGUAGUUACACAUCUUUCAUUCUUACCUUCACUUCUUUCAUUGAACUUGUCUUCUUUCCUUGAACUUGUCAUUCACUCAAUCAUUUCACUUUUUUCUCUUCCUCAGCACAGAAACACACAUUUAAAUAUAUAUUUUCUCACAAGCUUGGCUUUGUGAUAUGCCCUUUCGAAUCUCGCUUCCAUCCCGCAACAGCGAACGCUCUGCACCACAGCAGCGUGUGAACAACCCUUCCACAGAAGGCUCCAGAGGAUGGGCAAGGCUCUAUCCAUACCUCCGUGCACUUCGUCUCAUCAUUGGUGUCCUUGCCUUGACCAACUUCUUACUCCUCGCCAUUGCCCUUCGCUUUACAGACAAUAAUAACGACAGCGAAGACAUAUCUUCGACGGAUUUCCAACAAAUUGUCAUCAACGGCGGACUCUUUAUCGCUUGUCUCUAUUCUUCUUUUGGAAAAGCAUCCUUGUCAUCCAACUACAGGUUGGUAAUGAUUUUCAUUGUCAUUGCCAUGUCCCUUAUCUACACUAUAUCACUACUGGUCAGGAUUCAGAGACGAGGAGGUUGUGGCUCCAAGUAUUAUUCAGAAGUCGUCACUCGUUGCAUCACACAGUACAUCAUUUCAGGGAUCGAGCUCUUGUGGACAGUGCUGUUGUUUUGUGAUGGUAUCAUCUCCUAUCAUCAAUCAGGAGACUCGGAUUGGCAACUCAGACAGCGCAUGCAAGAAGAGGAGCGCACGUUGGCAUCUGCGGUACGUUACCAGCCAGACUUGUCUCUCUAUGGAAAUGGCAACAACGACAGCAAUAAUAAUAAUAAUAAUAAUAAUGUGAUCAAUAACCGGGACAUUGAAAAUGCAGGUCCUAGCGCAGUGGAAAUGGAACCAUUGCCUGCAUACAAUCCCAGGCCCACAAAAGACCAACCUCGCAUUAUCGACAUGUCCAACAUGUCUGUUUUAGAGGAAGCACCAGAUUAUUAUGCUCCUGGAGCGACGACAAUCCCACCGCCUGUUGAUUUGUUUGCUCCUGAUCUUGGAUUUGGAUCCACAUCUGCUUCUACUUCUACUUUUACUACUUCUCCUUCAUCUGCUAUCGCAGGACCUUCAGCACAGCCCAGGUCAACGAUAUCAGGUUCAGCCGAGACAACGGCAACAAUGCCAGUGUCCAUAACUACAAUCCCAAUCCCAAUGACAACAACAGAACCAGAACUACACCCAGCGCCAGGGUCAGAGAGAGAGUCAGAAAGAGAGUCCGAGAGAGAGAGAGAAACAACAGUUACAACGUCAAUAUCCACAGAACCUGUAGUAUCAUCUGUCAAUCUUUCUUCACAUGUGCCUUAAUUUAUAAAUGUAUUAUGUAUUGUAUAUCCUUA